CCGCGCGCACGGUCAGGUAGCGCAGCAACACCGUCCGCGACUCAGACAGCACGGACAAGGAGACAUUCAAACGCUUUCUUUCUUCCGCGGUCUGCGUGACUGACAGCGACUGCUCAUAUUUCGAGACUUUUAAGUUUCUGUGAACGGACAAGAGAGUAAUUUGUAAUUGAGAGUCCGGGGUCGCGACUGACAGGACGAUGCCCGUAUCCGAGAGUGACGGAGCUCGUGCCGCUUUACACUUUCAGCAAGUGGUAUAGAGUUAAUAACCUGAAGACAAGCGUGAUGGACAUGGACUGAAUGAAGAAUGCCGCACGUUUGGGAGUUCAUUCUCAUUCUCAACAUUAACGUCAUCUUUUUAGAAGCACAGCCCGUGUCAUCAAAGCUUCACGAUGGUUGGUGGGCAUACAAAGAUGUUGUCCAAGGGAGCUUUAUACCAGUGCCGUCUUUCUGGGGACUGGUUAACACUGCAUGGAACCUUUGCGCUAUUGGAAAGAGACAGUCGCCUAUCAAUAUCGAAACAAGUCGAAUGAUAUUUGACCCCUUCCUCGGCCCGCUCCGGCUCAACGUCGGGCAACGAAAGGUCAGCGGAACCAUGUAUAACACGGGUCGACACGUGUCCCUGCGCCCAGACAAGUCGCAUCUGGUGAACAUCUCCGGUGGGCCGCUGAGCUACAGCUACAGGCUGGAGGAGAUCCGGCUUCAUUUUGGCAGCGAGGACAGCCGGGGUUCAGAGCACCUGCUCAACGGCCAGGCCUUCCCUGGAGAGGUGCAGCUCAUCCAUUACAAUCAGGACUUGUACUUAAAUUACAGUGAUGCUGCCAGGGGCCCUAACGGAAUUGCGGUUGUUUCUAUUUUCAUGAAGAUUUCUGAGCCUACUAAUUCAUUUCUAAACCGAAUGCUGAGCCGAGAGACCGUUACAAGGAUUACAUAUAAACAUGACGCGUACUUACUGAUGGGGCUUGAUAUUGAAGAGCUGUAUCCAGAAACCUCUCGGUUCAUCACAUAUGAGGGGUCCAUAACUAUUCCACCGUGCCUUGAGACAGCCACCUGGAUCUUAAUGAAUAGGCCAAUAUACAUCUCACAGAUAGAGAUGCAAUCUCUUCGACUUCUCAGUCUUAACCAGCCGUCUCAAAUCUUCCUGAGUAUGGGUGACAACAUGCGACCAACGCAGUCGCUCCACCAGCGCUGCAUCCGCACCAACAUCAACUUCAGUCAGAGAAGAGACUGUCCCAACAAUCGUGUGAUGAGGCCGCAGUACAGAGUGAACGAAUGGCUUCUGAAAUAACGGUUUGACAUUGAUAAGUUACUUUGGGAUUUCCAGCAGCAGCUGCAGAAUACAAUGGAUGGACAGAAGACGUUUGGACGUAUACUGAAAGAUGAAUCUAUCAAUAAAUCAAAAGGAAAAGAGGAUUCUUCAAUAUAAAAGAAACUACUUUUAUACUUGUUUAUAUGUUUAUAAUAGUAGCUGAUAUAUCAACCAGAGACAGUGAAAGCAGUUGCUCAUUUAUCUUUUUUGACUGGAGUUCUAUCAGCCAGGAUAUUGUUCACAUGGACAAAUAAAAGUGUACUUUUUCAGCACCCUGCUGAGGUUCAGUCCACCCUGACUGUUUGCAAAGCAGGUGCAAUCGGUGUGUGUUGCUGUCAAUGGAAACCUUUGCUUUCUGCACAAGGAUAUAAACUUUUAUAUCAGGCAAACAAGGGGAUAUCAAGCUUUGGACUAUUUUGAGCAUGUUGCCUUCCAUCCGUGUUUGCAGUGAUACGUGAAUUGAGUGAUAUCUGGCCAAUAAAGUGGUCAGGGUGAACAUUUCUCUUUACUCAUUUACUCACACUUUGGAAUGUGGUUUUGUAAAACUGCAAAAGUAAAUACAACUGAAUUGCCACAUGGAAUCACAUGGUUGAUGUUUAUGAAUAAUGUUGAAUGUCAUUAA
Messenger RNA from Triplophysa dalaica, 1928 nucleotides. It is a transcript of the gene ca10b, whose product is annotated as carbonic anhydrase Xb. Bases 305 to 1285 code for a protein of 326 amino acids. The record is from RefSeq and is a predicted model, not a curated record. Gene Ontology annotation, molecular function: zinc ion binding; carbonate dehydratase activity. The transcript has 9 exons. NCBI's taxonomy places the organism in Eukaryota, Metazoa, Chordata, Actinopteri, Cypriniformes, Nemacheilidae.